Molecule: messenger RNA, 1671 nt
Organism: Amoebophrya sp. A120
Lineage: Eukaryota; Dinophyceae; Syndiniales; Amoebophryaceae
Source: the annotation of a GenBank genome assembly
GCAGAUCAGACUGGUCGUCUUUGUAUGUUCUCUCGGUAGCACAGCUUGUCCUCCAUUUGUGGAUAUUCAUAUUUUGGUAAGCUAUUCUAUAUUCCUGCUGGUGUUUCGGUUUUAGGACGCUCUUACUGCAGUCGUUCACUAUGAGGUUGUAGAAGGACGUCGCUUCGUUUGGGACACCGCACCUACCUUGGUCAUUUUGCGCCACCUGCGUAACUGCUUCCUUGUUUUAGUGUUUGAUUAUCGUUUCAUAAAGUUCGAAAAGACAGAUCAAGAUGGGCAUCGAAAUUGACGCUCAUGCGUGCCUUCUGAAAGGCUUGAUUGGUGGCAUCGGAGCGAUUCCGGGCACGUGUGGGAGCCACCCCUUCGAUGUGAUCAAGAUCCGAAUGCAGGUGAGGGCCGAGAAACUGUCGCCCGCGAUAAAGACCAUUCACGCGGGAGACUUUCGAAAUUUCUACCGCGGCUUCUUCCCCGCGAUCGAGCAACGGCUGAUAACGCGAGGCCCUAUGUUUCUGGUUUCCGAGCUGUACACCCAGAUCGUGCAACAAAACACUAAUUUGUCAAGGACCGCGUCGACCUAUGUAGGAAGUUGCGGCAGUGGGUUCACCACUGGUUUCCUCGCCGGUUUGGCGGAAUACCGAAAAAAGCUGCUGUCACAGAACGUCAUCACCAAGCAGGAAGCCAGAUGGGACAAUUUGUAUCGCACGGCGAAAAAUGCGGGCACCCUGCCGUACCUCUUGCGCCGGCUCGUCGCAGCAGGCUGCUGCUCAGCAACCUACGACUCAUUUUUCUUCGGGACGCAGACCUUUUUGGCCCAGCACCAGAAUUACGGCCCAGUACUCUUUUGCUUUCUUAUUUUGCUUGUGGCGGGACUUGUAGCCGAAUGCAUCUUGCUAUGCUGAUACCACUGUUGAACACUUUAUCACUGACGUGCACCAUGUAUAGAGUACACAAAAAACCUGCCAGCUACCUCUUUAUGUUUUCAAAUUAUGUGACAAGCUCUCGAUGCGCGAAGGCGAACAGUAUAGCCGCGACUACAUCUGCUACUUCACAGGGCCUCUCCUACGGUUGCGCGGCCGUGGUUGCAGUGGUAGCAGCGUUUGCCUUUGACACCACGGUGGCCCGAAUGAUGGUCGUACCGCCUGGUACCCCCUGCAAGAGUUUUUUUGCCACGCUGCGCGACGCUUUUCAGGCAGACGAGCACAACCGGUCUGGUAUCGCCCGCGUUGCCAAGGGGUACAGAGGGCUCAGCGCCCGGAGCGUCGAAUUCUUUAUCAACUACAGUAUCACCGGGAUGACCUCCGUGUACGUCAUCAUGGCCUUUGACGCCGUUUUCGGCACAAACGCAACCUGAGCGACCGGGAGGACAAUCACGGCACCAGUUUUUCGUCGUCCUGCAUACAACUUAACACGUUGCAAGUGCUUAUCUGCCGCGUUUGCUUGAAUUUUUGAAAGAUUUCAGUCACGUAUCGCCAUCGGCAAAAUCAGAAUUGAUUCGUACUUGUUCGCAAGACGAUAACUGCUUUUGCAGUAGUUUCUAGAAAGUAUGUUUUUGCAACAAAUGUUGCAUGCGAAUGUUGGACAUUUUUCCUGCUCAGUGACGUUUCAAAGUAGUUUUAGUCGUGAGACUCUUCUUGCGUUUCUUUUGGUCGCAAGAAAAAAAGAUCUGCAAAG